AUGGCCAUCGAUAUCCUCCCGUUGACGAAAAGCGACAUCCCCGAUGCCGUAGUCUGCAUCCAAAAGGCCUUCGCCGACGACCCGUAUUUCCGCUGGAUGUUCGACGACCCGGCCACAUUCAACCCCCAGCGCAACGCCGCCUCCAUCACCGCCCACUUCCUGCACGGCCUCAACUGCAACGCCCCCAUCUACGUCGCCAAAUACCGGCCCACGCCCACCGACAAACACCCCGCCGUACCCGCGCUCGCCUCCCCCAUCGUCGGCGUCUGCUGGUGGCUACCACCGCACCCGCCCGCCCAGCCCCCCUCCUGGUCCACCUGGACGCAGGACUGGCUCCUCUCCUUCCGCCAGCUGCUCUCGAACCUCCGGUUCUGGGGCCGCGGCGGGCUCAACCUCCGCCGGUACUGGAUCUGGAAGGACCUGCAGGCGCGCACGCAUGCGGACCUGUGGACGCACCCGCGCGGCUACUACUUCUGUAACGUGAUUGCGGUGCGCGAGGGCUUGAGGGGCAUGGGGGUGGGGCGGAAGUUGGUGGAGGUGGUGACGGGCCGCGCGGAUGCCGAGGGCGUGCCGUGUUAUCUGGAGAGUUCCAAGGGGGAGCCGAAUUUGGUCAUCUAUGAGAAGAUGGGGUUUCGGUUGGUGAGGGAGAUUGAGUGUGUUGAUGGCUGGGAUGCGUGUAAGUUGUACUGUAUGGUGCGGGAGCCGAGGGUCAAGGCGUAG
Messenger RNA from Aspergillus clavatus NRRL 1, 720 nucleotides. RefSeq names its product GNAT family N-acetyltransferase. The transcript is spliced from 3 exons. The coding region runs from base 1 to 720 and encodes 239 amino acids. Lineage: Eukaryota; Fungi; Ascomycota; Eurotiomycetes; Eurotiales; Aspergillaceae. Gene Ontology annotation, molecular function: acyltransferase activity, transferring groups other than amino-acyl groups. The record is from RefSeq and is a predicted model, not a curated record.